AAAUUUGUAAUAUAAAAAGUAAUAAAUAUAUCAAACAUAACAAGUAAAUACUAUAUAAUAUAUAAAUAAAUCAUGAUUUGGAUUUUACUAUUUUGCCUUUAAAUUAGCGUGGCUAUAUCUUAGGCAACUCCUAUUAACCUCAAUUAACAAUUAACAAUCAUGCAAACUUAGACAUUAAACUAGUUUAGCAUGAGCAACGUUUAGCAAGGCUAUUAUUACAAUAUAAAUGUAAAAAAUAUAAAUCUAAGUUAAAACAAUAUACAAUCGACUCUAUAUCUUCUUGUCCUUGUAACCUCUUUUCAAAUAGAUAGUACAUUAGUACCAUAGAAUGUAUUGAGUUAAUAUUAAAGCAAGUAUUAUAUGGAUUAUGAUGGAUUUGGUACAAAAUCCGACUAAUAAAUUAUCAAAUAUUACCAACAAGAUAAUGUGAAUCCAAUUUAUGUAAGUAUUUAUUUAUAUGAUGCUUUUGGAUAAUUUGCUUCUCUUGAUUAAUCAUAAAUAUUUGCUAGUUAUACUAUAUAAAUAGAGAAGCAUUCAACAUCAAACUACUGCCAGUAUUCUUGCUAUAAUGGAGCAUGCAAUUAACUUUAUACAAGCUGUACCUGCUUAAAUUCUGUUAACGAUUUCUACUUCGAUUCGAAAUGUCAAUUAAAUGCUAAAGCUGUAUAUAUAAAUGAUAAUUUGAAUGAAAGUUUCUCAACACAAGUGUAAUACUACUAUGUGAAAAUAACUGAUUUUAGCUAAAGCUACACUUUGAUUCUUAAUUCUAAAUAUUCAGGAAACGCCUUUAAUUUUCAACUUUACAAUUAAACAUUUAAUACAUAUUCAAUACCUAAUUUUCUUAACAACAUUUAUAACUUCUAAUCAGCGCUUACCAAACAAAUAAUAUUUUCCACAGAUAUGAUAGCAAAAACUGCAGCUGCUAAUGGAAACUAACCUAUUAUUGUCAUUCUUGGGUUAUAUAAUUUCCAACCCUCUGGUUAAGCGAAUUUUAACAUAUAAUUCUAAUACAAUCUCAAUGUGCAACUUUCUGACAACAUGCCUAAUUGGGCUAUGUAUUUGUUUGCCUCUUUAGCUGUUUUGGGACUUCUCUUCAUGAUUUUUGUUAUUUUCUCAAUCAUCAGAGCUUAGUUUAGAGGUUCCAAUGGAAGAUUUGUCAGAGUUAGGAAUAUCUUUGUUACUCCAGAAAUUAUAGAAAAGUACAUGCCAGCUAUGUUCUACAAAGAAAUAGAUUUAAAUAAAGAUGAACAAGAAGAGUGCACAAUAUGCUUAGAAGGAUAUAAAGAAGAAGAUAAGGUGAGAAUAUCUAUAUGUGGACAUUUAUAUCAUUAAGCUUGUAUAGACUAAUGGCUUGUGGCUCACACCAACUGUCCCUACUGUAGGUAGGAAUUAACUGAGAAAGAGUUAGAAGUUUGGCUUUAAAAAAGGAUUUAAGAUUAAAUUCAAAAGUAAUAAUAAAAAGAAGUCAAAGACAUGAUAGUUUAAUUUCUUUCAAGCAUUGAUAACAAUGAAUAGUUAAAGAAAAUUUUGAAAAAUUGUCAUCAAGAACAAAAAUAAAAAAGGAGUUUUCUGUCUAUUUCGAAUAAUAAUGCUAAUCUAAAGAAAGCUGUUCCUGAUGCUUCCUCUAUUUACAGUAACCAAACUGCUCAAAUUAACUAAAUCCCUAACAAUAAUAAAAAUAAAAAUAGAAAAAUUGAUAAAUCUAAAAAAAAUAACAAAUUGCACUCUCAAUCAUUUAAUAUGGAUGCUGAUUUAGAUGUAGAUUUUAAGAAUUUAAUGAAAGAAAAUAUUCUUAACUCGCUAUCUUCAAACAGAAAAGGUUUUAAUUUCUAAAAUAACAAGCAAAAUAUUCAAUCAGAAGACGACUACAAUUUGUAGAGCAAUAUUUUGAAUAAUUAAAAUAGCUAGGAUAAUUUUAAUCUACUUUUCAAGAUGAAAAAUUAGAAAACAAAAGGCCUAAACAAUAAUAAAACACAUAUUUAAUAUACUUAGUAGAAUCAAGUGGAGGCAACAGAAAAUUAUGAGCUAGAUAAAAUUUAAGAAGACUUGAGAGAAUCAAACAUGAGGCAAUCAAUUUUAACACAAACUCAGACUAACUCUAAUUAGAAUUUGCAAAGAAAGAAUUUCAAUAAAAAAUUCAGAAAUGGAAGUUAAGCUUCUUUGAAAAGCAUAGAAAAUAAUUAAAUUACAAGCGCUUAGAAUAUUGAAAAUGAUUUGGCAAAUUAUUCAGACCAGGUAGUUGUUUUUUAACCAUAAAACAAGUCUAUUUAGAAAUAAAAAAGUUAGUUAAAGUCUUAGAAGAAUUUAGAAAAUGGUGGUUGUUCAGAUAUGAAUAUUUCAUUUGGAGGUAUAGAUAUAAAAUAAAAGUAAGGCAGUAUGUAAACUAUUGAAGAUUUUUCAAAUGGUAAAGGGAGUUAAAAAACAAUCAAAGAAAAUAGUAAAAAAUAAAUUAAUAUUAUGAACGACUAAAUAGAAUAAAAUUCAUCUUUAAAUAACUACCAAGCUGAUUAAACUCACUAAUCGCUAAAAGCCUUUGGCAAUCAUGAAAUCCAAAGUAACCAACAAAACCAUCCUAAAGGCCAAGCUAGAGAAAUAAAUGAUUUAGAUAAUCAGUUUUCUUAACAAGUCGAUUGA
Messenger RNA from Tetrahymena thermophila SB210, 2634 nucleotides. Its product is annotated as zinc finger, C3HC4 type (RING finger) protein. NCBI's taxonomy places the organism in Eukaryota, Ciliophora, Oligohymenophorea, Hymenostomatida, Tetrahymenidae. The transcript has 3 exons. The record is from RefSeq and is a predicted model, not a curated record.